Messenger RNA from Corythoichthys intestinalis (scribbled pipefish), 8501 nucleotides. It is a transcript of the gene frmpd3, whose product is annotated as FERM and PDZ domain containing 3. Gene Ontology annotation, molecular function: protein binding. Gene Ontology annotation, cellular component: cytoskeleton. The record is from RefSeq and is a predicted model, not a curated record. The coding region runs from base 635 to 5794 and encodes 1719 amino acids. The transcript has 17 exons. NCBI's taxonomy places the organism in Eukaryota, Metazoa, Chordata, Actinopteri, Syngnathiformes, Syngnathidae.
GCAUCCCGGAGCUACCGGCAGCAGCAUCAUUACUGAAAGGAAGACUUUUUUUCCCCCACUACAAAAACGGACUGACACGCAAAACACAUGGGAGAGGGAGGCUCGGUGGACAACGGAAAGCGGUGUUAUGUCCAGCUGACCUGUAGUAAGAGAAGGUGCUCCACUUGCAGCUCCACGUCCGCUUUGGUCCUCUAAGCACCUCCCAUUGCUCACCCCUCCACCCACCUUGAGCACUGCCUGGUGCUGCGGCUGCUGAGGGGCAUGCUGGAAUGACCCUGAAGAGCAAGAAGCACAGGGAGAUGUGUUCAGUAGGGCUGUCGCCAAGAAGGACAGGCUGAGACUUCAACCGUGUUCUGCUGGACAGCACGCCGCUGACCUGCGUGGUGCAUACAUGCCAAUGUAGGACGGCAUGGCUAUAUAGAGUGUGGACAGUAACCACACUGGACCAAAGGACCUUUACAGAGAAACACACAGAUUUCUUCAUCGCGGAAUAGUGUGGAACAACACCCUUUGAAGGGUUAUCCCUGUUGACAAAGAAACUUUCAAUCAAGACUUAAUCACUGUGAAUGAUUUUGAAAAAGAGUGUGGCCUUUGCUGUGCAAGCCUGUCCCAUGCUGCUCCCUCCUCUCAGGGGAUGGCCGAGGUCCAGGAUGGACACACAUACGCAUGUGACAGCUCUGCGAUGUUAGAGGAGAGCCAGGAUGGUAUGGACAGUGGUACCCUAAGUCCUGCCACAGCUAGACAAGUCACCAUCCAGCGGCACCCUACUCAAGGCUUCGGCUUCAUUGCAGGCAGCCAGAGGCCCGUCAUUGUACGCUCCGUCUCUGCUGACGGCCCUUCCUUUGGUAAGCUUCUCCCUGGAGAUCAGAUCUUGGCCAUUAACGAGGAGACGGUGAGCGACGCGCCCCGAGAGAGAGUCAUAGACCUUGUAAGACGCUGCAAAGACAUUAUUGUUCUCACUGUGCUGCAGCCUCAUCAGUCACCUAAAUCUGCCUUCAUAAGUGCAGCCAAAAAGGCGCGUCUGCGAACUAACCCGCCUAAAGUGCGCUUUUCAGAGCAAGUGUCCAUCAGUGAUCCAGACUCAACAAUGCUGAAGGACGACUCCUUGCUACUCAUACCUAAUGUGCUGAAGGUGUUUCUGGAGAAUGGACAAAUCAAGUCCUUUACCUUUGAUAGCCGUACAACUGUGAGGGAUGUGAUCUCCUCCCUGCAGGACCGCCUCUCACUGCGCUACAUUGAGCACUUUGCCUUGGUGCUGGAAGCAGGCGGUCUUGACCAGAGUCAAAAGUUACUUCUGCUGCAGGAGAACCAACCCCUGACGCACGUGGUGCACAGAACAUAUUUCCAAGGAAUGAAGUGUCUAUUUCGCAUUUGCUUCUUCCCUAAGGACCCAGCAGACCUGCUGAGACGGGACCCUGCAGCAUUUGAAUACCUCUACAUUCAGAAUCGCAAUGAUGUUAUCAAGGAACGCUUUGGCAUGGACUGGAAAUCUGACAUCACGUUAAGAUUGGCCGCUCUACAUAUCUACAUCACUGUGUCCUCAGCAAGGCCCAAUCAGAAAAUCUCUCUCAAGCACGUAGAAAAGGAAUGGGGUCUUGAGCCUUUUCUACCACUCACUCUGCUCCCAACCGUCAAAGAGAAGAAUGUUUGCAAGAUUCUGUCACAGUUGUUGAAGACCUAUCAGCAUCCGCCACCAUCAGGCAACAAGGUCCCACCUCUCCAAGGAAAGCUGCAAUACUUGCGUGUCCUCAAUGACCUCCCACCUUUUGGAGGAAUACUGUUCAACACGGUUGGACUGGAUGAAAAACAAUCAGCCACAACACUGCUGGUGGGUCCUCGACAUGGCAUCAGUCACGUGAUUGACCUGAAAAACAACCUGACAACAGUUCUGACUGAGUUCAGUAGGAUAUCAAAGAUCCAGCUCUAUCGAGAAAGCCAAGGAGUAGCGCGUGUAGAGGUGUCAAUCCACGAGGGCAAGCCCCUAGUGCUACUCAUGGAAUGGCCAGAUGCCAGUAACUUUGCAUGUCUCAUCUCUGGCUACUACAAACUGUUUGUAGACCCAAAAAGGAACAUCUACUUCCGGAUCUCCGGUCAGUCUCAUCUGACCAAGACAGAUUACAGAAGCUCCCACCAUUCACACCCACGUUCUGGGGCAACCGGCUUACCAAGUGGAGGGCGGAGAGGGGACGAGAGAGAAAGCUUGCACAGGGAGUCAGGGUCUUCAAGGGCCUUAGCAUCUGCAGAGUCUCAGCAUCUAGGUCUGUGCCAUUUCCACCUGCAAGAACAACAGUUUCAGGAGCUCCAAGCACACUCAGAAGCUGAACUUGACAUCAAUGAGAACUUUAUUUCCCAGGAGGCCCCUGAGAGGCCCCGGACGAAGUCAGACCCCACGCAGCAAAGUACAGAAGAUGUAGCUAUGGUGUCAGUGAGUUCACCAGUCGAGAACGCCGGAUUCAGAAUCCGAGCCCAAACAGUGGCUCAAACUCAGAAAACACAACGGUACUACUGUGACUCAUGCAAAGACAGGCAGAGGACAGAUGAUUUGCCAACAACAGCGAACAGCAGUCGAACCGUGGGAAAAACCUGCUCGAGUGGUUGCGCUUCCAGAAAUGGGGGUGGCGUUGAUCUCAUAGCUCUGCCACCCCCUGGGAAUGAAGAGGACGAUGAGGAGGAACCCCCCCAAGGAGGAGAAAAGCUGCAACCACCACAACCUGCGAUUGCUGCCCCACCACCUGGCUUCAGAGAUAACAGCUCUGAUGAGGAUGACUCAAAGAGAGGGAGAAAAACUACCAGUGCCAAGACAGAUACCACCACUGUGAAACAGCGUCAUAUUAAGGAGGAAGUGCCUGUAACACUUAUUGAUAAUGUGGCCACGAGAACAGUCCGAGAUCAUGCACAGGAACUUGAUGAUGCUUUGGUAUCCACCUUACAAGCUUUAGAGGCUUUGGCAGCUUCUGAGGACUACCCCCAUCACCACCAGCAGCCAACACAGACUGCAGGCCUUAUUGUCCUGGCAGCCAUUACACCGGAAUCGUCGUUGGAUUCGGGCCAUGAGACUAAUUCUUCUGAACUGACAGAUGUUUCUGAGAUGGUCUCAGCAAUGAAGCAAAACCAAAACCAAGCCUACCUGUUAGCACACCAUAUCAACAAGGACAGCCGCAUCUGCCGCCGUGAUUUUCCCUUGGCUAUCCCUGGCUGCACAGCAAAGACUAUAGGGACAGGGGCUUUUUCUGUGGGUCAGAUCCGCGCUGGAUGUCCACCAAAGCAAGUAAUCCUAAGUAAGACCAUUCCGUUUAAAGUCAGCCCCAGCCAAGACUCUGGGAUUGUCAGUGUUAUGACAGAGCAGAGAAGCAAUCAAGGUUCCAGUCCGAAUGAACAGACAAUGGAAGUGAAAGAAAGCGGUGCUUCUACUAAAGCAAACAUACCUGAUCCCCUAGCUAAAACCCCCGAAGAACUUGACGUGUCUGAUAUUCAUCCUUCAGCUUCAGUCCCUAAAGAGCCAAAGUUAUUCAGUGCUUCAGGGGAGACACAGAGGCUAAAUCUUCUCAAUGGUGUGAAGGAAAAGUCAAUACCACCUCUGAAUACAGACAAAGCCUUAUCUGUUCUCCUACCCAAGGACAGAACUGUCUCAGCCAAAAUUCCCCAAACUAAUAUGUGCCAAGAUGCCGAGACUGCCUCUAGAGAGACCAUGAAGCCUUCAAGCUCGACAGAAUUUCUACCAGUCGAUGAUCUGUUCUGCACAUGCCCAAUGCAAAAGGAACCUGGGACCCAGUUAAGAAUUCAAGAUCCGCAGGUUCAAAAGGUAGUGGUGUUUCAGACAUCAUCUCCUACAGAUGAUGAGCGUCUUCGAGCUAAAGGCCUCUUUAUAGCUAGCAGCAAAGAAAACACAGGAAGAAUAGGAAAAGACUGUAGUUCGGCAAAACCUAGUACAACAGUAGAAACCAAGUACUCCCCUCAUUUGCCUCUAACAAUGGACAAAAAAGAAGGGGCUGAGAGCAAGCUAGAUGCAGCCUUUGGCAAAUCUCAUUCUGAAUCACAGAUAUGUUCGACAAAAUCAUUACCCAACUUAGAAGAUAAAACACAAAACCCUUCUUUAGAGAGAGUACCUACUCUAGUAACUAACGAUUCAAAGAAAUUGGGCAGUGUAAAGGGGAAAUCCCAGCGCACUGCCCCUUUUAUGAGCAUUAGAAAUUUACUUUCAGCGACAUUCCCAGCAAGAAUGAGAAGGGAAACAGAUGAGCGAAGGGCUCAGCUGCAAAAAGUUCGCCAGUAUGAGCUGGAGUUCUUAGAGGAGCUGCUGAAACCCAAGUCCUCACAAGGAGAAUUUUUGCCUCAAGGAUCCUCACCUGUACCUUCUGGGACUCCUUGUGCCUGCCAACUACGCACCAGCCCUGUCCUAAAAGCACCAGGUAUCUCCAGGGAACAGCGACGUAGUUGUGACUGUAAGAGAAUGUGUAGGGGUGUGAGACUACCUGAUACACCAGUUGGCUCUGCGACAGAAACACAAAAUAGAGGCAGGGAGAGAACUACCACAAAAACCCCUCCAACAGUCUCUAAAGCCUCUAACAGUGAAGGUCCUACAAGACAAAGUCAGAAUUUAGAAGUGAAGACUGCACGAAUACGUUCCAUCAGCCUUGAGUCGAGGGAGCCAAGGGGAGAGCAGGGCACCUCCUUGCCUACCUGUACCUCACAAACAAACUAUGUGGAAACACCACAAAAUAAGAAACUCCAAAGGCGAUACAGCAUUGGAGAGCUGGAUAACAAUACUAAUACACCUGUUUAUGCAGAGGUAAAGCCCAAAACCAAGAGUCUAGAGAAAGAAAUGGAGCGAGUUCGAGCUACGGGAUUAAGGUUGCCAACCCCGGUGGAGCCAGUUCAUACACAGUCUCUUCAGGCAGAAGGAAAGGGGAAAAAAGGUGUAUUUUAUAUACAGAGCAAUGAGUUACUGAGUGAAAGCAAAGAAGAGAGUGGGGAGGUUCUGCUGACGUUGCCUAGUGAAGACAGUGAAGAUAAGGAUAGGUGUUGUUCUUUCUGUUUCUGCUACCGGAAGUGUGAGGCAGCAGAUGAGAGCAGUGAGAAGGACGAACUAUCAUACUCAAUUCCCCUUCAGGUUCUUCCAGGCAUGGAGCUGGACUCAAGCACAUUUCCUGUUGUCAGCAAAACCCUGCAAGUUCUUAAUGCAGAAGAGUGCAGUGGAGAGGAAGAAACAGAGAAAGAGCCACAGGCACAAGAGAUUGACCUAAGAGCUUGCGGCACACUGGAGGGCAGCCUGGCACGGGUCGAGGCUCUACAGGGGAAAUCAUUCAGCUUGCCUGAUGGCUUCCUAAACGCCCAGUUGGAUGCUAACGAGUUACUCGCCAUCCUGCGUCAGUGUGCUAACAGCCCGCAAGCCGAGGGUGAGGCUCGUCUUCAGGCCUCACGGAUUGCAGAGUACAAGCAGGAGCUGGCAGUGCGCUUCAAAGAAUUCCGAGCAUCCUGUCGGCGAGUGGCCAGCGUGGAAAAAAGCCCUACUUGUAUGCUUGCUGUUGUCACAGCCAGCUUUCAAGUGCUGUGCGAUUUAACUCAGACCUUCAUCAAACUGGUCAGAGGGGUUCGCACAGAGACUCAAAGACAACAGCUAUUAAGAAAAGUUGAGGAAGUAGCUAUAAACUACACAUUGCUCCUUCGCGCAGCAGAGGAAUCGAUGGGACAUUCAAGCAGCCUCCCGACAAAAACAGUUAGCCCUCAAGUGUCCUCCGACACCAAUAACAUGAGCUCACUCACUCGACCCAUCAAAGUCCUUCCUGCCAAGUAAACAUAACUAUGGUGGGACUAUGAUCAAAUCCAAUACAAACGCAUUAUGUAUUCAUUCAUUGUUUACAUUUUUACUGAAUGUGCAAAUGGAUACUCAGCAACAAGGAUUGCAAUGCAGCUGUUCCAUCACAUGUUUACAGGCCCCAAGGUAGCCUUGUGGAUAGCUCUCUGAAAUGUAAAGAUACACCAAACUAAUGCACAAAUGAACAGAAUAGUGAAACAGGGCUAAUCACGUCAUCAGUACAGUGUCGGAACAAAUUGGUCAAUAUAGUACAAUAUUUUAUAUGUAGUGUACAUUUGAGUUGUGUCUACUUAGAAAGUAAUAUAACAUUUUGUGGUAAAAAAGAUGAUGGAUAUAUUUAAAAAGUAAUAAUUGAACAGAACUUUAAAUAUGAUUAAAAAUAUAUAUGCUCGGGAAGAAAAUAUUUGAGAUUUUGUCAAGUAGCGACAGCUGUAGAGUGUAUAGUUUUAAGCAAUGGUUGAUUAAAUGGUACUAUAUCGGCGCGUGGAGAUAUAAAUGUUGUAAUGACAAUUUCACCUUUCUGUUGGCUAUGACGGACAUAUUUUAAGACAUGUGACAGUGCUGGAUAUUGAAAAACACCCAGAGCCAAGCGCAACAUAUUACACUUAGUCAUGCCAAUCCGGUUGGUAUUCUCACAUCUUUAAUGGGUUUAUUAUGUAGCAGAGACCCAAGUAACACAUUUCUCCUCUGUAAAAUAACAUCCUACUGAGAAGGGGUACCCUCGCUAUACUGUACUUCUUCCACAUGUAUUUUAAACCAUUCUGCUUCAUAUACAACAUGCAACUCACUACUCACUCACAUAAUAGGCCAGUUCAAUGUAAAUGGCUGUUCAGGCUCAAAUAAAACAAUAUCUUUAGCAAUUGUGCAUACUGUAAAAUAUGAUAGUUUAAACAUGCCCAUUCACAAGCAAGGGAAUAAGAUCAAAAUUAGAACUUUGCACAGCUUCUGAAUUUAGAACUCAAGUUCAACUAUUGUGUAACUCAGUGUUUUGUUCUGUUUUUUUUAACCCCCUCUUUUGAAAUUUUGAGUAUACACAAGUUUUACAUUAACCUAGCGCUUUCAUAGAAUCCCGUCACAUUAGGUUGUCAGGCAACGUAUAAUCUUGCUUUCUGUGUGCUGUUGUACAUUGUGCAUUCUAGGAAGUAUAUAAGAAACACACAAAGUAGUUUUAUAUGUAUUUUAAUAAAACUAACACAUGCGCCCAGUGUCUGAAAUCUUCUUUGUGUCUCACCUACGUAAUCACAAAUUAAUCAGCGAGCUUUAAAAAGUUGUGCUGACCUAUCCGCUCACUGGACAGUGUUAUAAUCUGUACAAAAAAAAUGUGACAGCCAAAUUGAAGUCAUUAAUGAAUUUUAAUUAGACACAUAAACUACACUGGUAAAAUGACAGUGAUCAGCAAAUUGCUAUAAACUUAACAUUCAACAAAUAUCCAUAUAUCUAAAUCACAUUAACUGUAUCCUGAUUAAUAACUACACACAUACAGUUCUAAGAAUUUGAAUGACUGUGUUUCCAUUAAAUGUGUCAUUUUUCAUUCACACAUACUGUGGUUAUAUUUCAUUGCUCUUCACUAGUUCUCUUCCUUUCGGGAACAGUUUUUUAUUGGAGGUUUUUUAAUUCUACCGUGAAAAAUAAACUGUGGUCAUAUGGGAAAAUUUAGAUUCUAUGGCAACAUGUACUGCUUUCUAACUGUAAAUAUUAGAAGAUAGCGAUAAAUGCUUUUCAAAUAUAAGAUUUAGCUUUUGAUUUUGUACAAAAGAAAUAUUAGUGUUGCAACUAAAGCAAAAUAGAGACAUUUUAAAGACUAUAGUCAAUUAUAAGCAUGAAACUUCAAAGUAUUUAUUUUUAUAAGUGCAUAACAUAUCAGACAAUGAUCUUGGCACUAUGAUAAACAUCAUUUUUGUUCUAUGUCUGCGUCAUUAUCUCAAAAAGGCCUCCAUGGUGGAAAUCAUUGCUCUGUUGUUGUUGGUUUUAUGUGCACCAAUUCAUUCCUGUCUUAUUUUACGAUCAGUGAUGGUCACUGUGGUCUGUCUGUGUUACAUCAUGUUAUGUUUUAAGAGAAAUAAAGAGUAUCCAAUAAACUUCAGAUACUUGGAAAUCACAUUUCAUGGCAACUAUGUCUCACAGUUCAAACACAAAUCUGUAGACCGACUUUUUAGGUUAAAUAAAUCAUUUAUAAAUUCAUUAUCUGUAACGUUUAUCCUCACAGCAGUUCCGGGGGUGCUGGAGCCUAUCCAAGCAAGUUGCUAGCCAAACAAAUGGAAUAAGAUCAAUAAUUUUAAAAUAUUUCUACACUUUGAAUGUAGAUAAUGUGUUAAAACUUGUGUUGCACCAAUACAAAUACAGCACUAUACAAAGAAAUAACAUGCUCAUGCUGUGCAAUAUGUACUUUUCGAGAUCAAUUUCCAAUCGCUGGUUGCCCAAACCAAGAUGGCCGCCAGCUACGUAAGCCGCCAUAAAAUAAAAUAAAAAUUUUUAAAGAGCGCUUUUUGCCCCAAGACAGAUUUCGAAUCGAGUUGCUUCCAAUGAUCCUGUUGUGAAUUUAAAUGAGUUUAUCACUAGUAGACGUUACAUUCAUUUGAAAUGACUUAAAAUGGAUUGGACGUCCAGCGCCAUCAAGGGCAGACAAUGAGUCAAGCAGUGAUUGACCGAACCAUGAUAGCAAUUACAAUGAUCCCUCGCUAUUUUG